AUGGACGGCCGCUCGUCUCAGCACGGAAAGAGAUCGGAGCGACUCAAUAGGACGCCUUAUGCUCGACCUACCCCUACCAAGCCAAAGACAACGCCUGGCGGUGGUACCUUCGGCGUGAUCAAAUCAGUCUUCAGCAACCUGAUCUCCUCUCCUUUCAGUCGCAGUUCACCCUCACUUCCAACCCACGACUCUUUCCCCACCAACCAAUAUCAACGCUCAGAGUCGGGGUCGGAAGACAACUGGGAAGGCGAUGAGCCUGUUCAGAUGAAGGGGCAGGAUGUGUUUUCUCUGGCGGCGGCUGCAGGGAGAGGAGGAGAAGGGUUUGAGGCGAGGCAGGUGGAAUGGAGGACGAAAGGCGAGGUCGCGGGUGGGCGACGGGAAGCUGCGCGAAGAGAUCUUCAGGUCGGAUCAUCGGUCGGCCCCAUGUUGGCGUACCAAAACGGCCAAAUCAUCACCCCCACAACCCCCGUCUUUCCUGGUCACUUUGUCAAGGACGCCGCUCCUCCUUCCCUCCCCCCUUCUCUGGCAACUGUGAGCGAGAAGGUCACGGGUCAAUUGAACGGCCAUGCUAUGCCAAAUGCCAUCGCUGGCCCUAGUACUGUUACGCCCCAAGCCACCUCUGUCAAGACCCCAUCGACUCUACCUGCUCGCUUGCCUCUCCCCGCAUCAUUCACCACACCCUCGCAUCCAUCUGUCAACGGCGAGUCCAGCUCGCAAUACUCCAACGCCCUAGCGACCUUCCUGCAAGAACAUCAAGGGCAAGAGCUUACAGCGCAAGACAAGACUAUUAUUGCGAUGCUCACUGAGCGGAUCACUGGCGCUGGUGCUGCCUCCCCGGCAGGUAGUGAGAGGAGGAGGGGAUGGUUGCCGAACUCGAGCUCUGAUGAUGUGGCGUAUAGGGGUUUGAACCAGUCGACGUCGUCGGGAUUGGGAGGUACGCCGUAUAAGCAAAAGUAUAAGCAAAAGUAUCUUGGUCCGGGCAUGUCGCCUCGAAAGACGCAGACGUCAUCUCCCGCUUCCAGCCGUGUUUUGUCCAAGAGCACCUCGCCAGCUCCUGCCCCCGCACUCGAACCUGCCAGCCUCCCACCUUCCUUCCCCAACCGCCACCUGAUCAACACCGCCCUCCGCUACUCUGCCACCUCCUCCCCUCUCCGCCAUUCACACAAAGCCUCCCCCACCCCCGCCCAGUCUUACCCCGCCAACACUCUCUCCCCCGCCUCCGGCACCAAACGCAAGCCCGAAAGCCCCGCCGACAAGGCUUCCGCCAAAAGGCGCGAAGUCGAAGAGACUGGCAGGCAGAAUGCAGCUGCCAUCAUGCUCUCGCUGAUCGAGCAGACGGAGAAGGAAGCGCCGCAGAGCCAUAUCGAGCCGGUCAGGUGGAACUCGUAUGACCGAGGCGCGCUCAACAAGUCAACGUCGACAACGCCAGGGACGCCUGGGUCGACGUCGGUGUUGGCAAAGUCUACGGGCCCGCCUGCUGUGCCUAAUAGUGUGCCUAGUACGGCGCAUGCGGGGUCGACACCGAGGAAGAAGACGCCGCUGAGGGGUGCGGCGGCGAAGAUGGAGGCGUUUAGGGAGGGGAUGGUGGGGAGUAAGGGGUUGACUACGAUUGAGAGGAUUAAGGGUGUCAAGCCUUGGGAAGCCAAGGGUCUACAGAAGCCACAAGAACCUAGCAAGCAGACAAAGCCAGUCGAGGAGGCUAUUGAAAUCUCGAGCGAUGAAGAUGACGACGAUAUCGAGAUCGUCGAAGAAGCUGCCUCCAAAAAGCAGAUUCCCAAGCCUACUGCAGUCGCCGCUCCCGAGGCUCCCAAGAACAUGUUUGAAUCUGCCCCCUUCACCUUCUCCAGCCCUGCCCUUUCUCUCCCCGCUUUCCCAUCUACGGCUGCCCCUGUUCCGCAGCCAAAGAAGGCUACUGAGGUGUAUGAUUCGCCGCUUAGAAAGAGUAUAAUCGAAGCGCCAAAGAAGGCCGCAGAGCAGGCCAAGGCAUUCUCCUUCUCCACCCCCGCCUCUUUCAACGCCGGCAAACCUGCGCAGGAAGAGGAACCUGCGUUCAAACCUAUCCACAGGUCGGCUUCGCCCAAGAAGACUUCUACCGAGCAAUCAUCGCUCACCCCGAAGGAGGCGGCGCUCAAGAUGGAUAAGGCGGUGUUGCCGUUCUUUACUUUUGUGCCGCCGAGUGUUGGGGGGAGUGGGGAGGUGCCGAAGAACACGACGGAGGAGAAAUGGGAGAAGGCGAAGAGCGAGGCGAAGGGGAAGGAUGUUCAGGCGUUUACUUUUACACUAGACGUUUCGGCUCCUUCUGUUCCCGCCGCCGCCGCUGCUAAACCCAGCUUUGGCGGAUUCACGGGCUUUGGACAGGUCUCUGGCCAGAAGACGGACGAGCCCAAGACCACUUCCGCUGCGCCUACUGCGCCAAGCUUUGGUGGCUUCACCGGCUUUGGACAGGUCUCUGGCGCCAAGAAGGAUGAGCCCAAGAGUACAGGCGGAGGACCGUGGAAGUGCUCGAUGUGUAUGUUGGAGAACCCCGACAGUGCGAAGGAAAAGUGCACGAUUUGCGAGGAACCUAGGCCGAAAGCUGCCGCCCCUGCUCCCGCUGUUCCUGCUAAACCAAGCUUUGGUGGCUUUACCGGCUUUGGACAGGUUUCUGGUACUAAAAAGGAUGCGCCCACGAGCACCGGCGGAGGGCCGUGGAAGUGUUCCAUGUGCAUGCUGGACAACCCCGACAGUGCCAAAGAGAAGUGUACCAUUUGCGAAGAACCCAGACCCAAAGCAGCUGCCGUCCCGGCGCCGACUCCCGCUUCGACAGGGUUUGGAGGGUUUGGAGGGUUUGGGAGUAAGCCUGCGGGGCCUGCGGCGGCUGGAGGAAGCUGGACGUGUGGGAUGUGUAUGCUUCAAAACCCGGAUAGUGCGACUGAAAAGUGCACCAUCUGCGAGGAACCCCGACCAAAGUCGACAUCUACACCUGCUCCUGUUCCUACUCCCGCGCUUGUCGCUGUCCCCACAGUUGCGGCGACGCCUUUCACCGGCUGGGGAGCUGGGACGGGGCCAAAGAAGAGUGAGGGAGGGGAGGGAAAGUGGACGUGUAGCACUUGUAUGUUGGAGAAUCCGGCGAGUGCCACCGAAAAGUGUACGAUUUGUGAGACGCCAAAGUAG
This is a messenger RNA of Cryptococcus wingfieldii CBS 7118, 3153 nucleotides long. RefSeq lists its product as hypothetical. The transcript has 5 exons. Lineage: Eukaryota; Fungi; Basidiomycota; Tremellomycetes; Tremellales; Cryptococcaceae. The record is from RefSeq and is a predicted model, not a curated record. Bases 1 to 3153 code for a protein of 1050 amino acids.